AUGCGUCCAGGGCCCAAAGCGACGCAAGCGCGCCCGCGCCAGGAUGCGUCCAUUUGGGGCACUAGCGUAGCGGUCUGCUGUUGCAGCAGCAGCAUUGUUUUUGUUUUCUGGCUGGACCUGGACGGGAUCUUCUCGAUCCCCCUUUGCAAACACCUGUUGCGUCCAAUUCCCGAGUGCACCUGCCGCCUGUCCUGCGGCUGCGGCAUUCUGCGGUGCACCCCUUGCACGCUUUCUUAAGCUCUGAGAGACGUUUUUAUAGUGCGGCUGCCGUCUUUCGAUCGUAAGAAAGUGUACACUAUUUUCGGACUGAAUCCUUGUUCCUUUUCCAUGUUGGUUAGACAUGAGUCUUGUAAGGUGUAUUGAGUUAUCUCCUCCAUCUAAGCAGAUGAAGAAGAUGAAAAUGAAGUUGACUUCAAUUCCAAAAGAAAUUUUGGUUGACUUGCAGUACAACCUGAUUGAUGUGAAACUUCUUCAGCGGAAUGUUUUGGACAAAUCCGAUUUCAUUCUGCUCAAUAGUUACUCUACCAAUCAGGAGAAGGUAGAAAUACUGAUGGAACUAAUGCGCAACAAGACUGAAGAAGACCAUGACAAUUUCCUUGAAAUCAUGGAGGAAGAUUACAAGUGGCUCAGAGAUAAAUGUGAUCUUUUCUUCACUAAAUUAAGAAUGGACAAUCUUUCUAAAAAGCCGCAAGAAAUUCUACCAUCUUCUGAUCCAGUAGUUGAAUCAGAGGAUACUACAACUGAAGAAAAUGAUCGAUCAUCAUCACCCCCUGCAAUGAAAAACCCAAGCAGUCCUGACAGUACUGCUGUACUGACAAGAUGUAUUAAAAAAGAAACAGAUUUUGAAAAAAAAAUCAAUGAUGCUUCCUCCAAAAACCUUCAUACUGGCUCUGUAUCUAAGAAGAAUGAUAAAGCAUCAAAGAUAAAUGAGCAAACUUUUAACCAAACAAUUACUCCAGAGAUGAUGACGAUUGUUCGUCGCAACCACCGUGUUGUUCGGAAAUGGUCCACACUUGCUCAUAUUCUGGGUAUGACAAAAAUUGUACAUACAUUACGCAUGCGCAUGGUAAUGAGUGGAGAAGAUGCAGAUGCCUGUGUUUUGUAUCUGUUGGAGGAAUGGAAAGGUGGGCAACCCAAAGAGGCCACUCUGGGCAGACUUAUUUCUGCACUCCGAGAAGAGGAGUUCAAUGAUGUUGCAGACGAGCUGGAAGAAAAAUUUGCCUUAAUUGAUGAUUCUGAGCAGUAAUUUUUUUCUUUGUACAAGACUCAUUGUGAUUUUUACUCAUAUUUUUAUGUAAUUGUAAAAGACAUGUUUUUUAGUCUUCUAACUUUAUAUCUACAUUUUAAAAGACUUCUUACCACUUAAGUUUAUUGUGCACAUAUCUGGUACACAGAGGUAUCAACUACCAUUUCAAUCCUGUAACUUCAUGGUUUUGAAACGUCCGUAUAAUUUUUUUGCUGUGAUUUCUGUUUGUAUGUUUCAGUAACAGCAAAGUAUCUUGUCUUUAGGAUGUGUGCCACAGUUCUUGCCUAUGGUUAGAUAAUUUCUCCAUCCAGUUUUAAGCCGGUGUUUUGCACACAGUGCGCCUGUGUCUACUGUAAUCAUUGAGGCCUGCUCAAACUACAUUAUUGUAAGAUAGUAUUUAUAAAAGUUUAUUUUAAAUCAAUGUGCAUUUUAAUGAACAACUUAGUACAAAAUUUGGUUGUACUAAAUAAUCUUGAAUGAGAUUGUUGUAAUAGCAGAAUAAACACAAGAAGGGCUUUUAUGAGACAAGAGAGUAGAUUUUGUGUGAAAAUUGUUGUAGAUUUGCUGUGAUAAAUUGCUGACCCUGAAACUACUUAUGGCAGACACCCUAGUCAUCUCUGUAUCUUUUUUUCUUCAAAAUUUACAAGGAUGAGUUUGGUAUCUGUCUCUGUCAUGUUGAACAUUACGUAUUACCACUUUUAUACUCAGGAUUUCUUUUCAGUAUUAUUGGAGUUGUUAAAAUUGUAUUUUGAAUCCAUGUUUGAUGAGGGAAAGGAAACAUUUUUUAAAUAUUUUAGAAUGUCAACAAUGUUUUCACUUAUGCAACAAUUCCACAUUAUUAAUUAAGAGAUUUUAUUCAGUACUCUGCUGUUGUCGAUAAUCUGUUCUUUUCUCAGCUUGUUCACGUUAAGUACUGAGAUCUGGUUAUUGCUGAUCUGUUUGAACGAAAUGAGCUCUUAUCAAAACUUGACUUUUUGCUUUGUGUCCUCAUUUAAUAGUAUUAAAGCUCUCUGAUUAUUAUCUGAUUUGUUUUUAAAUCAAUAAAUCACUUUUUGUUUCAAGUUAAAA
This is a messenger RNA of Thrips palmi, 2314 nucleotides long. RefSeq lists its product as uncharacterized. The transcript is spliced from 7 exons. Gene Ontology annotation, molecular function: protein binding. The record is from RefSeq and is a predicted model, not a curated record. NCBI's taxonomy places the organism in Eukaryota, Metazoa, Arthropoda, Insecta, Thysanoptera, Thripidae. The coding region runs from base 341 to 1246 and encodes 301 amino acids. Gene Ontology annotation, biological process: signal transduction.